Molecule: messenger RNA, 2544 nt
Organism: Erinaceus europaeus (western European hedgehog)
Lineage: Eukaryota; Metazoa; Chordata; Mammalia; Eulipotyphla; Erinaceidae
Product: cAMP and cAMP-inhibited cGMP 3',5'-cyclic phosphodiesterase 10A
Exons: 17
Coding region: 84-2135 (683 amino acids)
Biological process (GO): negative regulation of receptor guanylyl cyclase signaling pathway; signal transduction
Molecular function (GO): 3',5'-cGMP-stimulated cyclic-nucleotide phosphodiesterase activity; protein binding
Source: RefSeq, a predicted model, not a curated record
UAAGGUUUUGUCCUCUGCCCACUAAGCUACUGCCCACCCCCAGAGGAGGCUUUUGCUUGCUGUCAUUGGCAUUUGCAGAGUCCAUGCUUCCUCGUUGCUCCUGGCUGGGUGUCUGCUCUGCCUUCCCAGGAGGGUCUGUCAGGCUAGUCCUCUUCUCCCUAGAGCCUGUGCCUGUUCACGCCGCCGGGGGUGAAGGAGGGGAAGCCUCGCCUCAUCCCCGCAGGGCCCAUCGCCAGGGCACCACCAUCUCCGCCUAUGUGGCCAAGUCCCGCAAGACUCUGCUGGUGGAGGACAUUCUGGGGGAUGAGCGGUUCCCCAGGGGGACGGGGCUGGAGUCAGGCACCCGCAUCCAGUCCGUGCUGUGUCUGCCCAUUGUCACGGCCAUCGGGGACCUGAUCGGCAUCCUGGAGCUGUACCGGCACUGGGGCAAAGAAACUUUCUGCCUCAGCCACCAGGAGGUGGCAACAGCUAAUCUGGCCUGGGCUUCAGUGGCGAUCCAUCAAGUGCAGGUGUGCAGGGGCCUCGCCAAGCAGACGGAGCUGAACGACUUUCUACUCGACGUGUCUAAAACAUAUUUUGAUAACAUAGUCGCAAUAGAUUCUCUACUUGAACACAUAAUGAUAUAUGCAAAAAACCUUGUGAACGCCGACCGCUGUGCCCUCUUCCAGGUGGACCACAAGAACAAGGAGCUGUACUCGGACCUCUUCGACAUCGGGGAGGAGAAGGAAGGCAGACCCGUCUUCAAGAAGACCAAAGAGAUCAGAUUCUCCAUUGACAAGGGGAUCGCCGGGCAGGUGGCAAGGACGGGCGAGGUCCUGAACAUCCCAGAUGCCUACGCCGACCCCCGCUUUAACCGGGAGGUGGACCUGUACACGGGCUACACCACCAGGAACAUCCUCUGCAUGCCCAUUGUCAGCCGAGGCAGCGUGAUCGGGGUGGUGCAGAUGGUCAACAAGAUCAGCGGCAGUGCCUUCUCCAAGACAGACGAGAACAACUUCAAGAUGUUCGCCGUCUUCUGUGCCCUCGCCUUACACUGUGCCAACAUGUACCACAGGAUCCGCCACUCUGAGUGCAUCUACCGAGUGACCAUGGAGAAGCUGUCAUACCACAGCAUCUGCACGGCCGAGGAGUGGCGGGGCCUCAUGCAGUUCAGCCUGCCCAUGCGCCUCUGCAAGGAGAUCGAGCUGUUCCACUUUGACAUCGGUCCUUUCGAGAACAUGUGGCCUGGGUUCUUUGUCUACAUGAUUCACCGGUCCUGUGGGACAGCCUGCUUUGAGCUGGAGAAGCUCUGCCGGUUCAUCAUGUCUGUGAAGAAGAACUACCGGCGAGUUCCUUACCACAACUGGAAGCACGCGGUCACGGUGGCCCACUGCAUGUACGCCAUCUUGCAGAACAACCGUGGGCUCUUCACCGACCUGGAGCGCAAGGGGCUGCUGAUCGCCUGUCUCUGCCAUGACCUGGACCACCGGGGCUUCAGCAACAGCUACCUGCAGAAGUUCGACCACCCGCUGGCCGCCCUGUACUCCACGUCCACCAUGGAGCAGCACCACUUCUCCCAGACCGUGUCCAUCCUGCAGCUGGAAGGACACAACAUCUUCUCCACCCUGAGCUCCAGUGAGUACGAGCAGGUGCUCGAGAUAAUCCGCAAAGCCAUCAUCGCCACGGACCUGGCCCUGUACUUUGGGAACAGGAAGCAGCUGGAGGAGAUGUACCAGACGGGCUCGCUGAACCUCAACAACCAGUCCCACAGAGACCGGGUCAUCGGCCUGAUGAUGACAGCCUGCGACCUGUGCUCUGUGACGAAGCUGUGGCCAGUGACAAAGCUCACAGCUAAUGACAUCUACGCGGAGUUCUGGGCUGAGGGCGACGAGAUGAAGAAGCUGGGGAUACAGCCCAUUCCCAUGAUGGACAGAGACAAGAAGGAUGAAGUUCCCCAAGGCCAGCUGGGCUUCUACAACGCCGUGGCCAUCCCCUGCUACACCACCCUCACCCAGAUCUUCCCGCCCACCGAGCCUCUCCUCAAAGCCUGCAGGAACAACCUCAGCCAGUGGGAGAAGGUGAUCCGGGGAGAAGAGGCCGCCACCUGGCUCUCCUCCACCCCGUCAGCCUCUGAGAAGCUGAAGCUGGAGGACUGACCACCCGCCUGCCCUCCCCCCUCCCGCCGUCCCGCCCUGGGGGCAGCCAGGCCUGGAUGUGCUGUCCUGCUUCUCCCUCUCCAUCCUCUCCUCCUGCGUCUGGGGAACCUACCCCCGGCCGGAGCCCCGGCUCUGCAGAUGGUGACUCUCUCGGCAAGCCCACACUCCAGCAGAUGCUCCCAACAUCCAAGGCAGGGCCCCUGGGGGCCGCCCCCUGCCACCCACUGGCCAGCCUCUGCCCACAGGUGACAUUGCUGACGCCUUAAAUGGAGAGGAGAGGAGAGCGGCUGGGCUGGGGUGGGGAGGGGGGCCUUUGUGCCCUGGAGACUUUGCCCCCACGGUACUAUCUGAACUCCGGCCAGAACAGGAGGGUACUCGGUGGUGGUGGUGAUAAAUAGGUGUUUUGACA